UUCCUUGCUCGCAAAAUGUCUCUCGCGCGAUCGAACUAAAAAUUCUUCCGGGAUAUCAUCCAGCUCGCGACAUGGACGCGGAUAGAUUUGGGGAGAUGAUCGCGAACAUCCGCGAAGAAGCGAAGCAGUCGCACUCCGAGUAACGAGAGAUCUUGCUCAUACGAUGUUUGCGAGUCGCGCCGAUGUUACUGCGUUCGAAUUUCGCGAGAUUUCUCGCGUCGUUGCGACGAUGUCGCGCGGAUGCCACGCGGGGAAAAUGGCAAUAUCGUUGGCGAUGCUUCCGUACGGCGUUUACGCGUCCCCAAAACGACGAACCCAAUGCCAAUAAUAUGGAUCGUAGCUUCACCUCCGCGACCACCACGUUCUCCCGCAAUCCGCGCGUUAAGAUUCGCGAGCCACAAACAAUUGGGCCUGUCGAUGACGAAGAGGAGAGGGAGCUGAGCAACGAAGGCAUCCUGGAGGAAGUGCGAGAGACGGUUUUAAUAUUGGCGAGAAUCGUAAUCGUAAGCUCAGUCGUCACCACCUUGAUCGCCGCGUAUCUGAUAACACGCUUGACGCACACAAAUCUGUUUCCCACCGCUCUGCGAAGGGGUAUAGAAUUUCUUGGACCAAUUUUCAUCAAGUUCGGCCAAUGGAUAUCGACGCGGAGAGACAUCUUUUCGCGAGAUAUUUGCGACGUGCUCUCUAAAUUGCAACGAGACGCGACGCCGCAUUCUUGGCUGUACACGGAACGCUUGCUCGAAGCUACGUACGGCUCUUCCUGGCGAGACUUGUUUGCAAAGUUCAAUGACGAAGGAUUGAUCGGCUCGGGAUGCUGCGCGCAGGUGUACAAAGCAUGGAUCGAUUUGGAUGCGGUGACACGAAAGUCUCGGAUGCGUUCCAUGGAAAACAAAGCUUUCGACGAAAGCGAUGAGUUUGCGUCUACCAGUCCACGUGCCAGGAAAUUGCAAGCCGUAGCAGUAAAAGUGUUGCAUCCCGGAAUCAAAGACCAACUCAAAAGAGACAUCGCGAUAAUGCGCGGCCUUUCCAAGUGCGCUAUGUACUUCAUGCCGGAACUGCAUUGGCUCAGUCUCACGGAUUGCAUCGACGAAUUCGCGCGCAUAAUGGAAGAUCAAGUCGACAUGCGACUGGAGGCUGCCAAUCUCGCGAGAUUUUCAGCCAAUUUCUCGAGAAGGAAUGAUAUCGUGUUUCCCUAUCCUUACAUGUACUUGACCCGUCGUAGGAUACUCGUGGAGAGUUUCCACGAGGGCACACCGAUAUCCAAUUACCUUGAACAUGACGACGCUGUAUUACAGAAGAAACUCGCUAGAAUAGGCAUCGCGGCGAUCUUUAAAAUGAUAUUUAACGAUAACUUCAUCCACUGUGACCUGCACCCGGGGAACAUUCUAGUCGAAAAAGCGGUCGUGCCGAAGGCGGGCCUGUUUAACACCUUUCGACGGAUCAUUGACCCUGAUUACGUAGAGGACAGCCCACGCUUGAUCAUACUUGAUUGUGGCCUAGUGGUAUCACUGAAUGAUCGCUGCCGACAAAAUCUCAGGGACGUUUUUUACUCGGUGCUAAUGGGAAACGGGGAAAUGGCUGCACAAUAUAUCCUGGAGCAUAGUUCGUACAUGACCCCCGAUCCGGAUGGUUUCAGACGCUCGAUGAGGAACAUUGUUAAACUUCAUCUUCAAAAUCCAUUUAACGUAAACGUGAGUACCGUUGUGUCGGAAUUAUUCUCCGCGAUGGUCCAUCAUCGAGUCAAGCAGGACGGAUCCUUCAGCGGCGUGAUUCUCAGCAUGAUGGUGAUCGAGGGUAUCGGUCGAUGCUUGGAUCCGGACAUCGAUAUUUUCGCAGAGAUUCUGCCCUUCAUCUUCAAUAGCAUCUAUAGCGAUUCUAAGUAAAACAGUUUUUUAAUGAUUUUAAGUAAAAAAAAAAAAUAAAAUAUCAACAUUUAACAGUUUCAAAAGAUCUUGAUCUUUGAUAAAAUAUUUAUUUACACAUUAUAUCUUUGUGUUAUUUUAAUCGAGCGAGUAAUAACAUAAUUGUGGAGACUUUGGAAGGAAUUUCGGAAAUAUUUUACACAAGUUUAAUAAUGCCAUGAAAUGAUUUGUGAGAAGAGAUGGAAAAAAAGAUGAGG
Messenger RNA from Cataglyphis hispanica, 2119 nucleotides. RefSeq lists its product as uncharacterized. The record is from RefSeq and is a predicted model, not a curated record. The transcript is spliced from 9 exons. Gene Ontology annotation, cellular component: mitochondrion. Gene Ontology annotation, molecular function: ATP binding; protein kinase activity. The coding region runs from base 183 to 1883 and encodes 566 amino acids. NCBI's taxonomy places the organism in Eukaryota, Metazoa, Arthropoda, Insecta, Hymenoptera, Formicidae. Gene Ontology annotation, biological process: protein phosphorylation.